AUGUCUUCCCCAUUCCCCCUCCUCCGUCUUCCUGGAGUGGUCUUGUGCGAUGUAUUCAGAUCAUUGAGUAUCGGUGAGAAAUUCAAACUCUCCAUCUGCUCCAAGAAAAUCUCCAUUCAAAUCAAUAACUGUCGGUUGUACUCUCAAAAAGUUAUAGUCGAUCUGGCCUGCUUAAGCCAUAAAAUCAGAGUUUUCUCUGAAAAUAACAGAGAUGCAUUUGAGAUCUCCAUUUAUUCAGAUUCCUGGAAAAGUCACAAUUCAAAUACUCAACAAUUUUCUAUUGCAUGUUGUAGUGUAAAAGUUAUUCCGAUACCAAAAGGAAUCACAACAUUCUGGAAGAAUCAUCGAGAAGGAUUUUUGUCUGUUAUUCAGCUUCUAUUGAAGGUGUUUCAAUGCAAGAUUUCAAUCAAUAUUAGUUACUAUAAUAGUGAUUUAUAUCAACCAACAAUAGCAAUGUUGUUUGAUCUACGAAUGGAAUUUAAGACGAUCAUUUUUGAACUUAAAGGAUCAGAAGAUCGAAUCUUAUUGUGGAAUCAGAUAUCUCAUAAACUUAAACUGGUCGAGGAUCUUGUAAUUUUAUCCGGUCUUGAUCCUGGUUUCCCACCAGUUUUUGCUUCAUGGCCACAGAAGAUUAGUAUUGAAAGUUCCGCUUGGUUCAGUCUUGAAUCUCUUUUAGCGUGCACUUGCACUACAAUUACCCACAGGAGAUCUCAUAUGGGAAACAAGGAUUUGGAUGUGAUUCUCAAAAAUUGGAAGGCUGGAGGGUUACCGAAUCUAAAAUGUCUGCGGCUCGAUAGCCUGAUGAUCACGGAUGACGGAGGACAUAUUUUGGGAACGACUUUUAGGGAAUUAAAUGGAAUGGUUAUCCAAACUGAUGACGGAUCAAAGAAGGCAACUAUCAAAACUAACUUCCGCAAUAUUGAAAUUGGAAGAUAUGCCGCUGGAGGUGCUAGAGGAGGUGGAACUGGAGGAUCCUGCUGCUCUUGCGGAGUCGGUGCUUAUGGUUCCCAAGGGGCUCCAUCCGUCCCUGACUUUUGCUUCGAUUGCCCACCAGAAUCACAAGAAGGCCAAGGAGACUCAGGAAACAUCCCACCAACUGGAAACGGAGGACGACUAGAAGCCGAUGGAAACCCCGACCCCGUUAACGAGGUUCCAGGACAACAAGGAGCAAUGAUCUAG
Molecule: messenger RNA, 1179 nt
Organism: Caenorhabditis remanei
Lineage: Eukaryota; Metazoa; Nematoda; Chromadorea; Rhabditida; Rhabditidae
Exons: 3
Coding region: 1-1179 (392 amino acids)
Biological process (GO): embryo development
Molecular function (GO): protein binding
Source: RefSeq, a predicted model, not a curated record